Molecule: messenger RNA, 3490 nt
Organism: Diachasma alloeum
Lineage: Eukaryota; Metazoa; Arthropoda; Insecta; Hymenoptera; Braconidae
Exons: 4
Coding region: 1-1398 (465 amino acids)
Source: RefSeq, a predicted model, not a curated record
AUGACCAUUACAAUCCGAAAUGUUUGCGUAGCAGGAAGACAGAGUCGUCAGUUGGGUGAUGAGACCCGUUCCUUGGGUAGUAUGGGUUACUUGGAGCGUGGAGGACUUCCUCAUGGUAUGCAAAUGGAUGACUUGGCCUGCGGAGGAGGCUACCCCCUGUGGAAGCCACCAGGAAACUAUUUCCCUCGUGGAGAGGCCCCACCACCCUACGAGGAGGCAGUAGCCGCAGCGAGAGCCGAGCAGGCUCUCUUAUCAAUGACUCCACAUGCACUAUCACCUCUAAAUCUUCCCAACACGUACCUGACGACGCACAAUAAUCACUCCAGUGUCACAUUAUUAGCUGGAAAUCCCAAUUUAUCAGCAAAUUCACCGACUCCAUCCAACCAUGGGGCGAGUCCAUCAUCAUCAGUGUCAGGGAGUCGUCCUCUGAGUGCAGUGAACCCUCAUUGUCAUCAGCAGGGCCAAAGCGAGGCUAUGUCUCCAGGGUUUUACAAUAAUUCGUCGACUACUAGUUUCAGCAUGGGCAAUAGUACCUAUGAAAAUUUACCGACACCUAUAACGUUGACUAAUAUGAGCAAUAUGACAGAAAUUGGUUCACAACACUCGACCAACAGUGUACAGACACAAUCUUCAUCAAUGAAUCACCAGAACUUCUCAAAAACUUAUCACACGACUUUCCCACGUCAGGGCUCAGCAUUCACAAUCUCGGCCACCUUACCAAGUGCCAGUGUCUCGACACAUCGCACAAUCCCAAGAACUCUCGCCACGAGCAGCAACUUAAGGCUAAGACGUGAUUUUUUGGCGAAUAAACCAGUCGCCCCACUAUUCGGAGAACUCCCAAUGGAUUUUCCCUCGGAAAGACAGCCAAGAUCGGCCCCUCCCACAAUACCUAGCACAGACAGUGCAACGCAGGCAGAUUUCUAUACAGAUUCUUUCAGAGAGAGUACUACAACUCAUUCAAAUGAAUCUCAAACAGAUGGAUCUCCUUUCGAGGGCAUCACGGCCGUCGGUAAUUGUGAUAAAAAGCCACCGCCUUUACUGGCAUCUAACGAAGCUAACCAGGAUGGUAGCUUCGAGUCUUUCACGUGCAACUGUAGUAUGCAGGCAUUGCCAACACUGCAUGAUGACACUGAUGAUUACAGAAGUGAGUGUGAAAAUUGUAAAAGUGCCACAGGGUCUAGGUACUAUUUGGAUAAUGAGGAUGAACUUGUUACUUCACCUCAUGAAACUAUGACACUACACAGGAGACCUGAAGAUACUGCCGCUAGUGUUACUCCACAAUAUUACAGGACUUCAUUGACACUGCCAACUAAUACACGUCAGCGUACAAGGACCAGUGGGGGUCGAGGCAACUGGAUCAUGCCAGAAAGUUCAACGGAAUCGUCCGACGACGAUUGAACCCUUAAACAAUCUUCCCCUCCUUCCACAAACUUUAUUAAACUUCCAAAACUAAAUAAUAAUAACAAUAAUAAUAAUAAUAAUAAUAAUAAUAAUAAUAAUAAUGAUAAUAAUAAUAAUAAUAACAUUCUAUAGAUAUUCAAUGGGAAGAAUUCUAAUCAUCGGUGAAUUUUCGUGACAUCAGUUGCUUCAUACGUGAUAAAUCAUCAUGAAUUAGACUACGAUAAUAUCAUAAGGAGUGCCAACAUUAAAUGACUUGAGAUGAAGAGCACAGUUAUAAUUGAAACGAAUGUUGAUAGUUGUUGAUCUUCAAGUUUUCUCGAUCAUUAUUUAAUGAUAAUGAUAAUUAAAUUCUGAGUGAAAUGAAAGGAGGCGAGAACUCAAGGAUGACGUAUAUGUUAUUUUGUGAAUAUCUUGGGAGAUAGCGAUUCGUACUAUUGAAUUUUCCAUAAAAUUUUCCUAAACUCGCUCAUUAUCUACAAGAUGCAAUUAUCAGUCAGAAUCUACACAAUGAAGGGCAUUUUUUCAUCAAUUAGACGAUUGUCUGGGAAGAGGAAAAUUUUAAAAAGAAAUAUCGAGACCUUUCUCUGAACCCCGUCACUCUGGAGAUAUUCACAAAAAAUGGACCAAAAAUGUUCAAAUUCAUCACCUUUCAUCACUUCACUUCUCAAUUAUUAGGACACUUUUCGGAGUGUAGAUGGAUUUAGUCGAGUAAAUAAUAAUUUCAAUCUCACGUCAAGUAUGGGAGUUUAUAUAAAACCUGUGGUACCUGAUUCGAUCCUACUCAUCUUUUCCGGUGGAAUUGUUGAUAGUGUUCUCUUUAUCAUCACAUAUAUAAUUGCUUAAAUAUGUGAGCGGAAAAUACCCAUCAGUCUGCUAAAAAUGCCAAUAUCCAUGAGAAGUUUCUCAGAAUGUUCAUUAUCACUUAAUUAGAGGGAUACAUUUAAUCAAAGAAGAAGACAAACCAAAGAAAAAUUCCAAGAUUCCAAGGUUUUUAAACUUUUCGUUAUAUCUUUAUUAUUGAAGAUAAUUAGUUUUAUUGAAGAUGAAAAUACUAGUUUUUACGCAUUGACUUCUGAGAAUAGGACGUUUAAUCACUGGUGAUAUUCAAUCAACUGAAUUGUGCAAAAAUCUGAGACACUAACGAUCAAAUAUUGUCUCAGUACGAAAUAACCGCGCACAAUGAACAGUCAAAAUCGAUAUCAGGAAGCCGGAUGCGCAUCAUUACAAUUCACUGGCUACUUUCUCCAGAAUAAACAUUUCUAUUGAUUUUAACAUGAAACAAUUGUUUCCUUAAGGAUACAAUGAAUAAUGAGUGUUCAGAGGCCAGUAAUCAAUUGGCAUAAUUACAAACAUUUUAUGACGGGGUGAAAAGCGGGAGAACAACAUAAAAGGGAACGAGAUUACUAAAUUUUCAACCAAUUUUUCCUAUUUUUCAUUCAACGAAAUCACUUUCAUUUUUAUUGAUAACAGAAUGUUUUCUAGUUUAGUCAUUUAGGUUUUCCCAUGAACGAUUCAGGUCUAGUACUGGAAAUCUCAGUUAGAGUACCGACCGGUUAAAAAAAGUGACAGUAGAUAGGCAAUUCUACAAGAGUAAGAGGAAAUAUAACCCACGGUUACUUUAAAUGAGACUCCUAAUACUGGGCCUCAGUAUGGAGGUGGCAAAAUGGUUUAAAUCAGACGUGACAAUAUCGUUAAUUAUUAUGGCGAGUUAAUGAUCAUGAUGAUGAAUGAAUAAGAAUGCUUAACAGAUCCGAAAAUUUCUUUAAUUAGGCGGUUAGAAAAAAAUUUCCAGACCUUUUUUCUUGCAAUAUUUAAUAAACUAUAAGAAGCUCUGUAAGCACUUACUCUUCACAGAAAUCACCCCACAGAUCAUGAAAAUCGGGAAGAAAUUUCUUGUACUAGAAAUUUCCCGUGGUAUUUUUUUCCAAAAUCAAUAAUGACCAAAAUAAUUUCUCAAUUAUACAGAUAUUAAAACCAUUUCACGACUUCUAAGCUCUGUCAAUAGCAACAAAUUAAUCCGUAUCCAAUAGUUAAAUGACCGUAAAACUAUCAACACUCCUUGAAUACAUCUCCCCCCCCCCCUCCCACC